Messenger RNA from Gorilla gorilla gorilla (western lowland gorilla), 6571 nucleotides. It is a transcript of the gene ELAPOR2, whose product is annotated as endosome-lysosome associated apoptosis and autophagy regulator family member 2. Gene Ontology annotation, biological process: positive regulation of BMP signaling pathway. The transcript has 22 exons. The record is from RefSeq and is a predicted model, not a curated record. Bases 192 to 3248 code for a protein of 1018 amino acids. Gene Ontology annotation, cellular component: membrane. NCBI's taxonomy places the organism in Eukaryota, Metazoa, Chordata, Mammalia, Primates, Hominidae.
UCCGGCGUGACGGGAGCAUCGGCGCUGGCUGCCCGGGCCGCGAGCGCAGCAGAGCUGUCAGCGGGCGGACGGGCAGCGGGUGACGGAGCUGCGAGCCGAGCGCACAGCAGUCGCGGCCCGGGAGACGGAGCUGCCGCCGCACCCCGGGAAAGCUGCCUUGCCGCCGGCCCGCCGACCGCGGCCGGACGAAGAUGCUGUUCCGCGCCCGGGGGCCGGUACGGGGCAGGGGCUGGGGGCGGCCGGCGGAGGCUCCCCGCCGCGGGCGCUCGCCGCCCUGGAGCCCCGCCUGGAUUUGCUGCUGGGCGCUCGCCGGCUGCCAGGCGGCCUGGGCUGGGGACCUGCCCUCCGCCUCCAGCCGCCCGCUUCCUCCUUGCCAGGAGAAAGAUUAUCACUUUGAAUAUACGGAAUGUGAUAGCAGUGGCUCCAGGUGGAGAGUUGCCAUUCCAAAUUCUGCAGUGGACUGCUCUGGCCUGCCUGACCCAGUGAGAGGCAAAGAAUGCACUUUCUCCUGUGCUUCUGGAGAGUAUCUAGAAAUGAAGAACCAGGUAUGCAGUAAGUGUGGUGAAGGCACCUAUUCCUUGGGCAGUGGCAUCAAAUUUGAUGAAUGGGAUGAAUUGCCGGCAGGAUUUUCUAACAUCGCAACAUUCAUGGACACUGUGGUGGGCCCUUCUGACAGCAGGCCAGACGGCUGUAACAACUCUUCUUGGAUCCCUCGUGGAAACUACAUAGAAUCUAAUCGUGAUGACUGCACGGUGUCUUUGAUCUAUGCUGUGCACCUUAAGAAGUCAGGCUAUGUCUUCUUUGAGUACCAGUAUGUCGACAACAACAUCUUCUUUGAGUUCUUUAUUCAAAAUGAUCAGUGCCAGGAGAUGGACACCACCACUGACAAGUGGGUAAAACUUACAGACAAUGGAGAAUGGGGCUCUCAUUCUGUAAUGCUGAAAUCAGGCACAAACAUACUCUACUGGAGAACUACAGGCAUCCUUAUGGGUUCUAAGGCGGUCAAGCCUGUGCUGGUAAAAAAUAUCACAAUUGAAGGGGUGGCGUACACAUCAGAAUGUUUUCCUUGCAAGCCAGGCACAUUCAGCAACAAACCAGGUUCAUUCAACUGCCAGGUGUGUCCCAGAAACACCUAUUCUGAGAAAGGAGCCAAAGAAUGUAUAAGGUGUAAAGACGACUCUCAAUUUUCAGAGGAAGGAUCCAGUGAGUGUACAGAGCGCCCUCCCUGUACCACAAAAGACUAUUUCCAGAUCCAUACUCCAUGUGAUGAAGAAGGAAAGACACAGAUAAUGUACAAGUGGAUAGAGCCCAAAAUCUGCCGGGAGGAUCUCACAGAUGCUAUUAGACUGCCCCCUUCUGGAGAGAAGAAGGAUUGUCCACCUUGCAACCCUGGAUUUUAUAACAAUGGAUCAUCUUCUUGCCAUCCCUGUCCUCCUGGAACAUUUUCAGAUGGAACCAAAGAAUGUAGACCAUGUCCAGCAGGAACGGAGCCUGCACUUGGCUUUGAAUAUAAAUGGUGGAAUGUCCUUCCUGGCAACAUGAAAACUUCCUGCUUCAAUGUUGGGAAUUCAAAGUGCGAUGGAAUGAAUGGUUGGGAGGUGGCUGGAGAUCAUAUCCAGAGUGGGGCUGGAGGUUCUGACAAUGAUUACCUGAUCUUAAACUUGCAUAUCCCAGGAUUUAAACCACCAACAUCUAUGACUGGAGCCACGGGUUCUGAACUAGGAAGAAUAACAUUUGUCUUUGAGACCCUCUGUUCAGCUGACUGUGUUUUGUACUUCAUGGUGGAUAUUAAUAGAAAAAGUACGAAUGUGGUAGAAUCAUGGGGUGGAACCAAAGAAAAACAAGCUUACACCCAUAUCAUCUUCAAGAAUGCAACUUUUACAUUUACAUGGGCAUUCCAGAGAACUAAUCAGGGUCAAGAUAAUAGACGGUUCAUCAAUGACAUGGUGAAGAUUUAUUCUAUCACAGCCACUAAUGCAGUUGAUGGGGUGGCGUCCUCAUGCCGUGCCUGUGCCCUCGGUUCUGAACAGUCGGGUUCAUCGUGUGUCCCCUGCCCUCCAGGCCACUACAUUGAGAAAGAAACCAACCAGUGCAAGGAAUGUCCACCUGACACCUACCUGUCCAUACAUCAGGUCUAUGGCAAAGAGGCUUGUAUUCCAUGUGGGCCUGGGAGUAAAAACAAUCAGGACCAUUCGGUUUGCUAUAGUGACUGCUUUUUCUACCAUGAAAAAGAAAAUCAGAGUUUGCACUAUGACUUUAGCAACCUCAGCAGUGUGGGCUCAUUAAUGAAUGGCCCCAGCUUCACCUCCAAAGGAACAAAAUACUUCCAUUUCUUCAAUAUCAGUUUAUGUGGGCAUGAGGGGAAGAAGAUGGCUCUCUGUACCAACAAUAUAACAGACUUUACAGUAAAAGAAAUAGUGGCAGGGUCAGAUGAUUACACAAAUUUGGUAGGGGCAUUUGUAUGCCAGUCAACAAUUAUUCCUUCUGAAAGUAAGGGUUUCCGAGCAGCCUUAUCAUCACAAUCCAUCAUUCUGGCAGAUACAUUCUUAGGAGUCACAGUUGAAACCACAUUGCAAAAUAUUAAUAUAAAAGAAGAUAUGUUCCCAGUUCCAACAAGCCAAAUACCAGAUGUGCAUUUCUUUUAUAAGUCUUCUACAGCGACAACAUCUUGUAUUAAUGGCCGAUCAACUGCUGUGAAAAUGAGGUGUAAUCCUACUAAAUCUGGAGCAGGAGUGAUUUCAGUCCCCAGCAAGUGCCCAGCAGGUACCUGUGAUGGGUGUACAUUCUAUUUCCUGUGGGAGAGUGCUGAAGCUUGCCCUCUGUGUACGGAGCAUGACUUCCAUGAGAUUGAGGGAGCCUGCAAGAGAGGAUUUCAGGAAACCUUAUAUGUGUGGAAUGAACCUAAAUGGUGCAUUAAAGGAAUUUCUUUGCCUGAGAAAAAGUUGGCAGCCUGUGAAACGGUUGACUUUUGGCUGAAGGUGGGAGCUGGUGUGGGAGCUUUUACUGCCGUUUUGCUGGUGGCUCUGACCUGCUACUUCUGGAAAAAGAAUCAAAAACUGGAAUACAAAUAUUCCAAGUUAGUAAUGACGACUAACUCAAAAGAGUGUGAACUCCCGGCUGCAGACAGUUGUGCUAUCAUGGAAGGAGAAGAUAAUGAAGAGGAAGUUGUAUAUUCCAAUAAACAGUCACUACUAGGAAAACUCAAAUCUUUGGCAACCAAGAUCCCCUUCUGGGUGGGCUAUCACUAGAAGUUGUACCCAGGAAGCCUGAGGUUACUGUUGGAGUAAAUAACACAUCAUGCCCUAGAUUGGUGAGGCAGAAUCCAGGAUGUUCAGAUAAGUGUAAAUAACCUUAUGUAGUGGUGUAUAUGUGUGUCUGUCUGUGUGUAUGUAUGUGUAUGUGUGUUCUUCCUGAUCAUUAUCCGUGAAGUGGCCAAAAGGAGAUGAUCCCUUUCCAUGGGCAGCCAUAUUUGAUGACCAAACUGCUGUAUUAAGAUGUGUGGAUCAGGAGGAGGUGAGGGAGAUAGAGUCAGAAAUCUUUUUGAGUCACUUUCUGAGAAGGUCUUACAAUGCUCGAUAAUACCAUAUGCUUUUGGACAGUAGGAAAUGUAGAAGGUCCACUGAAUACCUCUACUCUCAACUAAUUUAUGGGUAGCUUUUGUGAUAAAAAGUGCCCUAUUGUCAGACAGCAAAUGGUCUUUAAAGCUACCAACUUUAUACUGAUUUGUUUCAAGGUUCACAAUGUAUGGGUAGAGUUAGCUGAUCAGACUGGAAUAGCAACACCAUACCCUGAACAGUUGUAAAUAGUGGUGAGGCAUCACCAAUAGCCCAAAGAGGUGGUCAAAGGUAUUUUGUAAUCAAUUUGCCCGGGAAGAACUGGUCAACUUUUGGCAUGAGUCCCAAGUCUGGCAUCUGCAGUAACUUCUGCAUAAGAAAAAUAUGUGCCCUUGUGCCCAGUCUGUGAUGGCAGAUGCUUUGCCAUGUUGGGUGAGAUGAUGGACCCAUGCACCAUUUGUGACAGUCUGUCUUGUCUAGUCUCUAUCAGGAGCUUGAUUCAAUUUCAUCUUUUCAUAAGAAGGAUCCUUACUUGGGCAUCUACAUGAGUGACACACAUUUUAAUCCAAAACUAAGAUCUAUUUUAGUGGUAUCCAAAAAGGGUAACCUUGAAAUGCCAGUCUUUAAUUUUCCAAGUGGGAGACAAAACAGCCAGCCAUUGGCAAUCGCUUGAGUCAGUAAGUCAGAAAAAUAUAAUGAAGUUUAUCAAGGGAGGUAAUGUGUAGGUCUUGAUAAUGCCUUUGAGUUCCGUCCACUGAGCUGAGCAAUCUUGUUGGUUUUCAGUUAUUCAUAGAUGAUUGAAUAUCUGUAGCAGCCAGUGGAUACCACUGGGCUUCAGCUCAACCAAAUCAUCAGUGAACCAGGCCCAACAUGUAGUAGAACCUCGAUAAAUCGAGGGUCCUAUUGAGUCAGUGGUUUUGUUUUGAGCCAUGGAGUAGGGGAUAAAGUUUCCCCCAAAGGGUAGGCUGCCACAUUUUUAUGUGAGGCCUACAUGCCACUGGGGCAAGACCAACUGCAUUCUUGAAUAUAUGCCAUUCGUAUUUGACAAGUGAGGCUUAUUCAGCCUUUUCUACCUUGUUGAGCGACCAUAAAUGGGACUAUCAAGCUGCAGAGUCACAAGAUCUGCAUGGGAAUGAAAUUUAGUUUUGACUAGUUCAGUGACCAACUAAUGGCUAUAGCUGGUAGCCAUAUCAAGAGGUAAUGAGUCUAAAACCUCAAAGGGUACCUCUGUCUCCUUUUGCCAGAGUCUCCAAUUGGCAAAAUCAUUAGUUAUAGAGAAUUGUAUCACGAAGUUGUCAUUAUGAUUGUGAGGCCAUAAAGGUAAAGAGUGUGCCCCAGCUUUCUGGACAGCUUUUAACAUAGCCUGUUAGUUUGGGUCCAAUUCAAAGGAUAUUAUUUUGUAGGCUAGCUGAUAUAAAAGAAAAAGUAGAAUACUCAAAUGAGGCCCAACACUGUCCCAAUAGCAGAGUCAAGUAAAGUGCUGGGCUGUUUUUCCUUAACUGCUGGGUAGAUUUAGCACUGUAAAUCUGCUUACACAGUUCCAGUGAACUUUACUUAGGUAGCAGGUCCCUGAAUGUUUUGGGGGUUUAUCAACCACCUCUGCUAGUAGAAGUGUCAUAACUCAAUCAGGGCUGUUGAUAUGGAGACUUCUGACUUGACACCGAAAGGACCUAAUUUAUAUAGUGACUGUUUUGGGCACCAGAAGGUAAAGGAACUUGUGUGAAACCCUGACUCACCAUUUGUUGCAAAUGGCAGAGUUGGGAACUCCUGGGGUAUCCUACUGCCUACUGGCCCUUCUCUACAUGUGGCUGUUCUUGGUUAAGGGAUCUCCUUUAGCAUGUAUGAGAUGGGGAAGUACAAGCAUAUAACAUCAAGUUCUACUGUAUAUUCAGAUGUAGAAGCAACAACAACACUAUCUUGAAUGGACACAUAGAAUCCCUCCAAAGAUCACAUUAUUUUCCUUUUCUACUCUAAACCUUGCUCAAAUCCCCUUGUUUGUAUGCUCCUCUUUUCCCACAGGAGAGUAGGUAUGAUGGUGACUUGAGUGCCUGCAACCAACAGAGUGGUAAAUGUUUAAGAAACCCUCUCCAGGUUUUCCUAGCAGAUUCAGAUGGGUGUGUAUCGUCCAGUCCCUCUUGGUAACAGGAAAACUUUAGUCUCCUUUCUAAUUAUCUUUUUUCUUGAAGCAGCUGAAGUUGGGGUAGUUUGGGAGGGAGUCAUUAAGACUGAAGAAAGAGAGAAUCUUUGACAGUAGACAAGAUGUUUGCAUUCACUUUUAUUUUUGACCAGCAUAUCAGCUGCUAAUGAUCCAACCAACUUCCAAUGUUUUCAAUGUUUUUGGUCUACCCAAAGGCCUAUGUUGAACAGCAAGGUUCUGUUUACUGACAUCAUUUAUUUGAGCUUUGGGGACCCCUUAACUUAGAGGCCGCUUUCAUAUUGCUUUUUCUCUGAGGCUGCAGGUUUUAUGUCCUUUUGUUGAUUUGUACUUGACUUGCAUAUUGGAGACAUGUUUAAAGAAUCUAUCUUAAUCCAGAGUAUUUCUUGCUGUUGUUAAUAAUGUUUAAUGUAAUUCCUGGUUUCAACAUAAAAGUAGGGGAAAUUUCCAGGUAGACCUGACCAUACUAAUUUAUCUAGAGUCCUUUGGAUCAGUUUCUCAUUCUCUAGUGAACUUCUUCCGCGUUGUAAACCCAAUCUGCGACAAUAAGAGUCCAAAUGUGAGUCAAUGCUUCACUAAGUUUUCCUAUGGGAAUCAGUCUCAGGGAAAGCUCUCUGUAUUGUAGUCAGGACCCACUUCAAAAUCUUUGGGACCUUUUUACUGUCAUCUAUGAAUAUAUCUAAAAUUGGCAUGAUAGAUUGCAAGAGGUGUUGAGCCCAAAAAUGGCCCACCUGCUUGUCAUUCUGAAUUGCUUACUGAACAGUCAUUGAGUCCUGUCAAAUUAUCUCUAAAGUGAGUCAGUCAAAAUUUUCGUAAUCUCUCAGGUAUCUUCCCAUAAAUGAUUUCCAUUUUUCCCUUUUAG